Salvelinus sp. IW2-2015 is the source of this 1169-nucleotide messenger RNA. Lineage: Eukaryota; Metazoa; Chordata; Actinopteri; Salmoniformes; Salmonidae. The record is from RefSeq and is a predicted model, not a curated record.
GUAAAAAGAUUGAAGAGGUAGUGUACAUUUACUGCUCAAUCAGCCCUAUGAUUGAUUACUGCACGAGUGAUAAGUGUUGUGAUUUCCUUAUACUGGACGUCUUCGAUUUAUGGAAUUCAUGUGGGAGAAAACAAGACAUUGCUCAGUCUGUUUUCAUUACGAAACUAUUGAAUUAAUGUAUUGUUUAUGUGUUUUUUCAUGAUAUCAGGAGUGUCAGCCUGGUAUGUAWCGCUUGUAAAUCGACUGUAGAUGAAUGGCUCGGUUUUUCAUGACAACCGCAAAAAGGAAACGAACAAGCUUGAGCGAAAAUACUAAUAUAUUCGUAACGUAGGCUACACUUUCACACAAAGAUCCUGCGACAUAGAAAUCAGGAGAACGAGCGCAACUCCCGGUGAAUCAAGAGCGCACCGGCUCUAUCUGCCUGAUACCGGCAGAGCAUCAGAACACACCGAUAGCCGACUAUCUCAGACAGUCAACAUGCCCAGCAUAAGACAGUCAUACACGGUGACCGUACCCGAAGAACCCCCGGCCUCUGCUUUCCCGUUCUUGAAGCAAGAGAUGCGGCGGAAAAGCUCGAGCAUGUCUGGCUCGGUGCUGGUGUCAACCUUUGUAGGACUUCUCAUUAAUCAAGCCAAGAACUCCAAGAGUGCCCAGGGCCUGGUGGGCCUACGGAACCUGGGAAAUACCUGCUUCAUGAAUCUGAAACGCUUCUCUGAAGCGCGGAGAACCAGCAAACUGUCCACAUUUGUCAACUUCCCCAUGGAGAAACUGGACCUCAGGGAGUUUGCCUCGGAAAACAGCAUAAAUGCAGUUUAUAACCUGUACGCAGUGUCCAAUCACUCAGGCACGACCAUGGGCGGCCACUACACAGCGUACUGUCGCAACCCCACCUCGGGAGAAUGGUACACGUUCAAUGACUCCAGAGUAACGCCAAUGUCCUCCAGCCAAGUGCGCAGCAGUGACGCCUACGUGCUGUUCUACGAGCUGGCCUCCUCCUCGCGGAUGUGAGGGCCUCCCGGAGGAGGAGGGCACUGCAGACGGAGGGAGGGAGGAAGAGGAGGGCAAAGCCAGGCCUAUUAGGACUAAUCACAUCCACAACAGAGAGAGGCUACUACUCCCACUUCCCCAACUCCAUCCACAACAGAGAGAGGCUACUACUCCCACUUCCC